Molecule: messenger RNA, 638 nt
Organism: Westerdykella ornata
Lineage: Eukaryota; Fungi; Ascomycota; Dothideomycetes; Pleosporales; Sporormiaceae
Product: neural precursor cell expressed
Exons: 3
Coding region: 338-571 (77 amino acids)
Biological process (GO): protein neddylation; regulation of proteolysis; modification-dependent protein catabolic process
Cellular component (GO): cytoplasm; nucleus
Molecular function (GO): protein tag activity; ubiquitin protein ligase binding
Source: RefSeq, a predicted model, not a curated record
CACAAUCUCGAGAGCUUGCUUGCUUUGCCUUAUAUAGUUGACCACCUCAGCCCAAACGAGCUUCUGCCGCUUGAAUCACUCCUCUUUCCUUCCACCAUCGAAGCGGACUGCGCGAAUUGCCACGUUCCUCUACUCCGUACCCAGCCCCCACCCCACGAUCCAGGACCCGGGAUCGGUGCCUGUAGGUCGAACUUAGCUUCAAGUCGAGCCACGCAUUUUCAUCACCGACCGGAAACCGAGUUCCAAUCCGAAUCAAUAGCAUACGAGCAGCGGAUAAGGGAAGGAAGAGAGCACGAAUCCGUCUUUGUGUUUGCGGGAUAGAUAUUGAGGGGGCAAGAUGCAGAUUAAGGUUCGCACGCUCACGGGCAAGGAGAUUGAGUUGGACAUCGAGCCGGACUACAAGGUCUCGCGGAUAAAAGAGCGCGUCGAGGAGAAGGAAGGCAUCCCCCCCGCGCAGCAGCGCCUCAUCUUUGGCGGGAAACAGAUGAGUGACGACAAGACUGCCGCGGAGUACAAUCUGGAGGGCGGUGCGACGCUGCAUCUGGUGCUUGCGCUGCGUGGUGGAUUUUAACCCCGCGUCAAUCUGGAGACGGAGAUGGCGAUACGGCUGGAUUUGGAGGAUAAACGAUGUGGCGGAG